This is a messenger RNA of Beta vulgaris subsp. vulgaris (sugar beet), 3477 nucleotides long. Its product is annotated as recQ-mediated genome instability protein 1. Gene Ontology annotation, biological process: double-strand break repair via homologous recombination; resolution of meiotic recombination intermediates. Lineage: Eukaryota; Viridiplantae; Streptophyta; Magnoliopsida; Caryophyllales; Amaranthaceae. The transcript is spliced from 10 exons. Bases 106 to 2088 code for a protein of 660 amino acids. Gene Ontology annotation, molecular function: nucleotide binding. The record is from RefSeq and is a predicted model, not a curated record. Gene Ontology annotation, cellular component: RecQ family helicase-topoisomerase III complex; nuclear body.
UCAACUCGUCACUGUGUCUUUGGAGGGAAAUAUUUUGCUUCUUUCACUUCUCUCUCCACACACACUCUCUCUCUCUCUCUUCACUGCACUUUAAAGUUUAAACCAAUGUCGAGAAGGCGUCUUCGUACAAUCUACACCUCCUCCUCUGAAGACGAAGAAGUCCCGCAGCAACCACAACAACAAGAACAACAGCAACAAGAAGAUGAGCAACAUGUCGUCUUUGACGAACCAAUGUAUGAAGAAAUCGAAGAAGAAAUUGAUAUUCCAUCUCCAAACCAAAUCCCUAACAUCAGUUCCGUAACCCUAAAUUCCUCUCAUUCCACCACAGUCGCCGAACCUCCUUCCGUCGAACUUUCCGACGAAGAUUUCAUCGACGUUUCUGAGCAUCUCUCUCCUCCCUCUCCUAUUCCGGCCAGGGUAUUAUCUGAUUGUCCAGUGAAUGAUCAUUUAAGGAAAUUAGGUUUGAAUUUGAAGAGGGAGUGGCUUGAUUCUUGUAAAUUAGGGCUUCACAACACUGUCCCUGGAUUCAACAAUUUUGACGUUGAAGCUAAAGCUAAGCUUUGUUUUGCUCAGUUUUUGUGCUCAGAUUUCAACUAUAGUGGUGCUGGUGUUCUUCCUCCAAAUGUGCACCAGUUACAUCUUGUUGAUCUUGCUGGCCCUUUUGUUUUACAGGUUGAUGAAGUAAUUAAUAUUAGUUGUCCUUUGAGGGAGAGGUACAAGAACGCAGCUCCGGGGCUUAAAAGAUGCCUCAAGCUCUCCAUGACAGAUGGUGUCCAACAUGUAUUUGGUAUGGAGUAUAGGCCAAUCAAAUGUCUUGAAGCCCUUGCACCUGCUGGGUUUAAGGUUGUCAUACGGAAUGUAAAUAUACGGCGUGGACUUCUGAUGUUGGUUCCUGAAGUAUUGGAAAUACUUGGUGGCUCUGUUGAAGAGCUUGAAGCAGCUAGACAAAGGCUUGUUCAUGAAGUUAAUAAGCCACCAAGAGGCAAAAGAACAAGAAGUGGUAUUGUUCCUCCAUUAUCAACAAGAGCUACCCUUGCUGCUUGGGCUCAAAAUGGUGUUAAUAAUGAUUCUACAUCAGUGAAUGAUGCUAAUCAUGUUCCUGGCAACACCAGGAACUCUAUGCUACAUGCUGCGACUCAGUUCCGUGAAUAUACCUUGGGUGGUGAUCCAAUCAGUAGGAUUAGGCAAGCCCCUCAUGCUGGCAGAGUAAUUACUGAACUCUCUUCUUCAGGAAGAACUGAUCAGCAUUCUUUAAGCAGUGUGUCUGCUCAAAAUAAUACUAGUAGAGGAAGUGCUCAACUUUAUAGCAGUUUAGAAGCUCGUGUGCUUCCUGUGGGUACUGAUGCUACUGAGCCACUUCAUGGUAAAGAAUCUGCCGAGCAUUCUACUAGACGAGAGACUGCUCAGACUUCUGUUGGUGUAGAUGCUCAUGAGUUUCCUACGAGUAACAGAGCUCCUGAGCAAGCACCUGCUGGAGAGCAUACUGAGCUCAAUCUGCCCUCUGCCACCGUCACUGAAAAUGAAGAUGCUCAUAUGGUGGAUUAUAUGGAGCACCCAUUUAUACUUAGUGGAGAAAGGGAGUUGCCUUUCAUAUAUCUGGCAAGUUUGUCAGCAAUAUGGGAUGCAGUGCAGUUUAACAAGCCUUUUAUUAAAGGGAAGAUCAAGGCUGUUUUGCAGUGCUUUUUAACCGGUGUGAAGAGAUUCCAGUAUAAGGGACGGUCUAUGUUUGAGCUGCGGGUUUAUGUUGAUGAUGGGAGUCUCAUAUCUGAAAUCCUUAUUCACCAUAAUGUCGUGCAUAAAGUAAUAGGCUACUCACCUGAAGGAGUGACUGCUGCUCUUUCCUCCUCUGAUGACAAAGUAGUUGAAGACAUGAAAAGCGUACUCAAACAAUUUCAGAUUUUCUUGAUAAAUUUUGAGGGUUCGAUGCUCCUGGAGAUGAAUAAGACUUCUACAAUCCCAGUUGCCCUUGAGAUGAACCAAGGCUGUCCAACUUCAGAUGCAUGGUUACUUUUGCAAAGGCUGACACCUGUUACUUCUAACCCAGUACACCGAAAUAGCCAGUCAGAUGUCAUCACUUUAUCACCUUGAGCCGUUGAAUGCACAUUGCAAUUUCUUGGUUAUUGCAAAGAUUUUUGAGAAUUACAAAUGAUAGUUUGGUAAAAGAGGUAAAAGUAGUGCUUGAAAUAGCUGGCCGCAGUGAAGCAUCUGUUCAAGUUGCUCGCCUGGUAAGAUGGGGAGUGUUUGGUAAAGCUGGCAAGUAUUUUUCCAGGUAUGAUUGCAGUCAUGUUUGGUAAGAGGCAUAUGUUGCCAAUUUCGAAACGGCCUCUUUUAUCCGAAGGCGGGACAAGUGGAGAAUGGUUUCUUUUGUCUAAGGGCAGGAGUUGGGAGAAGUGGAGAAUGGUUUUUUUUGUCUAAAGGCAGAAUUUGGUUCUGCAGUUUCACUGAUUUCGACUCUAUGAUAUCAUUAUUUGGCGCAUGGUGGAAUAUCAUUUGGCCAGGUCGUCAAUCUACGGAAGUCGAAAUGUCUCAAUUCACCGACGUCAAUAUGUCUCGGCAUCUUUGUCUACAACAUGUACUCAACUGGCCCUGUAUACUACUGGAGCUCCUAUAGAGGUCCCAACUAUGAAUUAUUCUUUGCAGGUUCCAAGUUUACCAUAUUGUGAUUUUUAGAAGUCCUGGAUUAAUUAAAAACGAUUUAAAAGGCUAGGAUUAUUGGAUUGAAGGUGGAUACAUGGCUGAUUUUACUCCAGUAUAGUCCAAGAUUUUCUUGCUAGGCGCUGCUGUUGGUGGUGUUUCAGGUUUUGUUACUAAAAGCAUGCGGUUGCACCAGUCUAGUAUCUCGGGUAGAAACAUCUUCCACAGGACUGUUACUCUCAUCCAUGAUGGGACUGUUAGAUAUCUAUCACCACGGCAAACGCUAUCCACAAUGGCCUUUGAACAUCUCUCCACUGGCUCAACUGGGACUGCACUUACUUGUACCUGGCAUCAUUUAUGUUGAAGAAAGAGAAGAAGCUUAUAAGAACAACAUAACUUUUGCACCAUAUGUUCACUAAAACUCAAAAGAGUUCUACUGGGAAAUCUACAAUAUUUAUAUAAGCAUUAUUUACCAAAAUUUUCAUUUACAAUGUACACUAAUGCAUUCACUUCCCAAAUGAUUUUAAUGUAUUUUACUAUUUUUGCACCAACAUUUUGUGGGCUUCCGAAAUUCCAUUCACAUUUGGUCACUUUUUCCUCAGCUGGCUCGGACUGAAUUUUGCGGUUAGGUAUGUUUCUGUGCUAAUAGGUGGGCUGGGUUUCUGUUACACAGGCUUGAAGUACAAUUAUGAACCAAUUCUUCAUAGGCAUUUGAUUGAAUCUUUUUUAUACCGGUUGUCGUUUUUGACAGGUCAAGUUUUGAUUGAAAGUGUAGAAGUUCCUAAAAGAAUACAUUUUUUCUUAUCUACAUUUAUUUAUAAAAAACAGUUGUAACUUUUUUCA